AUGACCGACGCCGUGCUGGCCGCUCUGGGUCCCGCCGCUCCGUUCCUGCGGCCGGACGAGCGCGAGCGCCUGGCGGCCACCACUCGCCCGUUCGAUCCCCGCGCCGAGUGCUUCGUGCCCCACCCCACGCUCGAGUUCGUCCGCGGGCGAGUGAAGGACAGAGAUGACCGUGAGAACCAAUCCAUCCUCAUCACGGGCGAGUCGGGGGCGGGGAAAACGGUGAACACCAAACGCGUCAUCCAAUACUUCGCCAGCAUCGCCGCCAUCGGCGACCGCAAGAAGGAGGCGGCCAACAGCAGCAAGGGCACCCUGGAGGAUCAAAUCAUCCAGGCCAACCCCGCGCUCGAGGCCUUCAGUGCCUUUGAUGUCCUGGGCUUCACGGCCGAGGAGAAGGCCGGCGUCUACAAGCUGACGGGCGCCAUCAUGCACUUCGGCAACAUGAAAUUCAAGCAGAAGCAGCGGGAGGAGCAGGCGGAGCCCGACGGCACCGAAGAUGCCGACAAAUCCGCGUACCUGAUGGGGCUGAACUCGGCCGACCUCCUCAAGGGUUUGUGCCACCCGCGCGUCAAGGUGGGCAACGAGUACGUGACCAAGGGCCAGAGCGUCCAGCAGGUCUACUACUCCAUCGGCGCCUUGGCCAAGGCCAUCUACGAGAAGAUGUUCAACUGGAUGGUGGUGAGGAUCAACAACUCUCUGGACACCAAGCAGCCGCGGCAAUAUUUCAUCGGCGUCCUGGACAUCGCCGGAUUCGAGAUCUUCGACUUCAACAGCUUCGAGCAGCUCUGCAUCAACUUCACCAACGAGAAACUGCAGCAAUUCUUCAACCACCACAUGUUCGUGCUGGAGCAGGAGGAGUACAGGAAGGAGGGCAUCGAGUGGGAGUUCAUCGACUUCGGCAUGGACCUGCAGGCCUGCAUCGACCUCAUCGAGAAGCCCAUGGGGAUCAUGUCCAUCCUGGAGGAGGAGUGCAUGUUCCCCAAGGCCUCGGACAUGACCUUCAAGUCCAAACUCUACGACAACCACCUGGGCAAGUCGGCCAAUUUCGGCAAGCCGCGGAACGUCAAGGGCAAGUCCGAGGCUCAUUUCUCGCUCGUGCACUACGCCGGCACCGUGGACUACAACAUCCUGGGCUGGCUGGAGAAGAACAAGGACCCCCUCAACGAGACCGUGGUGGGGCUCUACCAGAAAUCCGCCCUCAAGCUCUUGGCCCACCUCUUCUCCAACUACGCCGGGGCGGAUUCUGGUGGGUGAUGGAAGGGCGGGAAGGGCAAAGGAGCCAAGAAGAAAGGUUCCUCCUUCCAGACGGUCUCAGCCUUGCACCGGGAGAACCUCAACAAGCUGAUGGCCAACCUCAAGACCACCCACCCCCACUUCGUCCGCUGCCUCGUCCCCAACGAGCGGAAGGAGCCGGGUGUGAUGGACAACGCCCUGGUCAUGCACCAGCUCCGCUGCAACGGGGUCCUGGAGGGAAUCCGUAUCUGCCGCAAGGGCUUCCCCAACCGCAUCCUCUACGGGGACUUCCGCCAGCGGUACCGCAUCCUGAACCCCGCGGCCAUCCCCGAGGGGCAGUUCAUCGACAGCCGCAAAGGCGCCGAGAAACUCCUGGGCUCCAUCGACAUCGACCACAACCAGUACAAGUUUGGGCACACCAAGGUCUUCUUCAAGGCGGGGCUCCUGGGGCAGCUGGAGGAGAUGCGGGACGAGGAGCAGGACAACCUGAACGACGCCGAGGAGCGCUGUGACCAACUGAUCAAGAACAAGAUCCAGCUGGAGGCCAAGGUGAAGGAGCUGACCGAGAGGCUGGAGGAUGAGGAGGAGAUGAACGCCGAGCUGACGGCCAAGAAGAGGAAGCUGGAGGACGAGUGCUCGGAGCUGAAGAAGGACAUCGAUGACCUGGAGCUGACCCUGGCCAAGGUGGAGAAGGAGAAACACGCCACCGAAAACAAGGUCAAGAACCUGACGGAGGAGAUGGCGGGGCUGGACGAGAGCAUCGCCAAACUGGCCAAGGAGAAGAAAGCUCUGCAGGAAUCCCACCAGCAGACCCUGGACGACCUGCAGGCCGAGGAAGACAAAGUCAACACCUUGACCAAGGGCAAGGUCAAGCUGGAACAGCAAGUGGACGAUCUCGAAGGCUCCCUGGAGCAGGAGAAGAAGAUCCGGAUGGACCUGGAACGGGCCAAGAGAAAACUGGAAGGUGACCUGAAGCUGACCCAGGAGAACAUCAUGGAUCUGGAGAACGACAAGCAGCAGCUGGAGGAGAAGCUCAAGAAGAAGGAGUUUGAGAUCCACCAGCAGAACAGCAGGAUCGAGGACGAGCAGGCCCUGGCUCUGCAGCUCCAGAAAAAACUGAAGGAGCUACAGGCGCGGAUCGAGGAGCUGGAGGAGGAGCUGGAGGCCGAGCGGACGGGCCGAGCCAAGGUGGAGAAGCAACGCUCGGAGCUGUCGAGGGAGCUGGAGGAGCUCAGCGAGCGGCUGGAGGAGGCCGGAGGCGCCACCUCGGCCCAGCUGGAGCUCAACAAGAAGAGGGAGGCGGAAUUCCAGAAGCUGAGGAGGGACCUGGAGGAGGCCACGCUGCAGCACGAGGCCACGGCGGCCGCGCUGAGGAAGAAACACGCCAAGAACGCGCUGGCGCACGCGCUGCAGUCGGCCCGGCACGACGGGGACCUGCUGCGGGAGCAGUACGAGGAGGAGAGCGAGGCCAAGGCCGAGCUCCAGCGCUCGCUCUCCAAGGCCAACUCCGAGGUGGCCCAGUGGAGAACCAAGUACGAGACUGACGCCAUCCAACGCACCGAGGAGCUGGAGGAGGCCAAGAAGAAGCUGGCACAGAGGCUGCAGGAGGCCGAGGAGGCCGUGGAGGCCGUCAACGCCAAAUGCUCCUCGCUGGAGAAAACCAAGCACCGGCUGCAGAACGAGAUCGAGGACCUGAUGGCCGACGUGGAGCGCUCGAACGCCGCGGCCGCAGCCCUGGACAAGAAACAGAGGAAUUUCGACAAGGUGUUGGCCGAGUGGAAGCAGAAGUUCGAGGAGUCGCAGACGGAGCUGGAGGCGUCGCAGAAGGAGGCCAGGACACUCAGCACCGACCUCUUCAAGCUGAGGAACAUCUACGAGGAGUCCCUGGAGCACCUGGAGACCUUCAAGAGGGAGAACAAGAACCUCCAAGAGGAGAUCUCUGACCUGACCGAGCAGCUCGGCGCCGGCAACAAAUCCAUCCACGAGCUGGAGAAGAUCCGCAAACAGCUGGACGCCGAGAAGCUGGAGCUCCAAGCCGCUCUGGAGGAGGCCGAGGCCUCGCUGGAGCACGAGGAGGGGAAGAUCCUGAGGGCGCAGCUGGAGUUCAACCAGGUGAAGGCGGAGUACGAGCGGAAAUUGGGCGAGAAGGAGGAGGAGAUGGAGCAGGUGAAGCGCAACCACCUGCGCGUGCUGGAGUCGCUGCAGACGUCGCUGGACGCCGAGACCCGGAGCCGUAACGAGGCGCUGAGGCUGAAGAAGAAGAUGGAGGGCGACCUCAACGAGAUGGAGAUCCAGCUGAGCCACGCCAACCGCGGCGCCAACGAGGCCCAGAAGCAGGUCAAGGCUCUGCAGGGUUACCUGAAGGACACCCAGGUGCAGCUGGACGCGGCGGCGAGCUUCGGGGAGGAGCUGAAGGAGAACGUGGCCAUGGUGGAGCGCAGGAACGCGCUGCUGCAGGCGGAGCUCGAGGAGCUCCGUGCUCUGGUGGAACAAACCGAGAGGGCUCGGAAAUUGGCCGAGCAGGAGCUGAUCGAGGCCAGCGAGAGGGUCCAGCUCCUCCACUCACAGAACACCAGCCUCAUCAACCAGAAGAAGAAGAUGGAGGGCGACAUCUCCCAGCUGCAGGCAGAGGUGGAAGAGGCCGUCCAGGAGUGCCGCAACGCCGAGGAGAAAGCCAAGAAAGCCGUCACCGACGCGGCCAUGAUGGCCGAGGAGCUGAAGAAGGAGCAGGACACGAGCGCGCACCUGGAGAGGAUGAAGAAGAACAUGGAGCAAACCAUCCGCGACCUGCAGGGCCGCCUGGACGAGGCCGAGCAGUUGGCGCUCAAGGGCGGCAAGAAGGAGCUGCAGAAGCUGCAGGGCCGGGUGAGGGAGCUCGAGAACGAGCUCGAGGCCGAGCAGAAGAGAAACGCCGAGAGCGUCAAGGGCAUGAGGAAAUCGGAGCGGCGCCUCAAGGAGCUCAGCUACCAGGUGAGGAACAGGCACAGGUGAGAACCAGGUACAGGUGAGAACCAGGUACAGGUGAGAACCAGGCACAGGUGAGAACCAGGUACAGGUGAGGAGCAGGAGGAACAGGCCAACACCAACCUGGCCAAGUUCCGGAAGGCGCAGCACGAGCUGGACGAGGCCGAGGAGCGCGCGGACAUGGCCGAGAGCCAGGUGAACAAACUGAGAGCCAGGAGCCGCGACUUCGGCGCCAAGAAGCUGCACGAUGAGGAGUGA
This is a messenger RNA of Sturnus vulgaris (Common starling), 4452 nucleotides long. NCBI's taxonomy places the organism in Eukaryota, Metazoa, Chordata, Aves, Passeriformes, Sturnidae. The record is from RefSeq and is a predicted model, not a curated record.